ACAAAAAAGAAAAAAGAAAUUGUGCUGUACCUUCUUCUCCGAUUUGUUUGUGUGAUUUGGAAAUUUGGAGUUAGGAGGGGAAAUGGGAACUCGAUCAAAUUUCUACAAGAAUCCGUCAAUCUCUUACAACAAACACUUCAGCCUCUCCUCCGUUCUUCAGAACCUCCAAGCUUACAACAUCGCCACCGGCAAUGUUCAAUCCGGCGAUCAACCAAAUCCCCUUCCUACCGCCACCGCCUCCACCUCCCUCAAACGUCGCCGGGAUCCCCGGCCACCGCAAUCCCGAGGCUAUGACGGCGACAAUGAUGACGACGAUGGCCCUUUCUCUAUGUCACACCGCGAUUACAUCGAAAAUAGAAGGAAAGAAGUUGCUUCGUCGCGAAAUUGCGAUCGCCUUCGAUUGACUGAAGAUGUCUUGGGAAACCCUAAUUCUGCCGUCUCCUUGGUGGAUUAUGCAAGUGAUGAAGGUACUCCUUCAGAAUGUGAAGAAACAGAUGCUCUUCCAAACUCUGGUCACAAAAAAGAAUUUGAUGGAAUCAAAAGCAGAAAUGAGCAGCGUUUUCCUGUCUCUGGAGAACCUGUUUGUCUUAUAUGUGGAAGAUAUGGAGAAUAUAUAUGCAAUGAGACAGAUGAUGAUGUCUGUAGCAUGGAGUGCAAAAGUAAACUUUUAGAAAUUCUUAAACACGAUGAGGGAUCCUCUCACGACCAAGUUAGAGAUUUCUCUUCAUCUGUAAUUAGUGAUGCCUCACCAGUUCCUUUCUUUGGUGACGAUACCUGGGAUGAUAACCGGCAUCGCUGGUCAAAAAAGAGAUCUAGUCUUUCUACUUAUGAAUGUUGGAAAUGUCAAAGACCCGGGCACCUAGCUGAAGAUUGUCUAGUACAGAGUUGCAGUCAGAUCGCAAUGGGCAGUAAUAGAUCUAGUACCAUUCCAAAGGAUCUUCUUGGACUAUAUAGAAGAUGCCACCAGUUCAGUAAAGACUUGUUGGCUGCAAACUGUAAUGUAUGCCACAGCUCAUCAAAUUUGGCAACAUGCCUUGAUUGUAGCAUUGUCCUUUGUGAUGGGGCAGGUCACUUGGAUGAGCAUAUAAGAAUGCACCCUUCCCAUCAAAAAUAUUACUCACACAAGCUUAAACGUCUGGUUAAAUGCUGCAAGUCAACAUGCAAGAUCACUGACAUCAAGGAUCUCUUGGUUUGCCACUUUUGCUUUGAUAAAGCCUUUGAAAAGUUCUAUGACAUGUAUACUGCAACAUGGAAAGGAGCUGGGCUUUCGAUUAUAUGGGGUUCUAUAUGCUGUGAAGACCACUUCACCUGGCACAGGAUGAAUUGUUUGAGUGCAGAUGUGGAAGGAAGUGCAUAUAUUGUAAAAAGCAAUGGCCAUAAAGGAAAGAGGACGCAACUUAGUGACUUCAUUUUUUGAUGGUUGAAAUACUUUGUCCUAAGUUUUGAACAGCAGUUUAAAAUUGUUCUUCAAAUGUGAUCAAUGGAUAAUGGGACAAAUAUCUUGUUCAAUUCCUUGUUCUUCUUUGAGGCUUGACUGAUGAAGAUUUUAAGGCUCUGUUAACCAAUUUCAUGUUUAUAGAAGAAAAAAAAUAUUUUGAUAAAAAAAAAAGUUGAGAAGCAUACCUUUUUUUUUUUUCUUCAAACAUAAAUUGG
This is a messenger RNA of Gastrolobium bilobum, 1653 nucleotides long. RefSeq lists its product as uncharacterized. Gene Ontology annotation, biological process: chromatin remodeling. Gene Ontology annotation, molecular function: zinc ion binding; nucleosome binding; nucleic acid binding. NCBI's taxonomy places the organism in Eukaryota, Viridiplantae, Streptophyta, Magnoliopsida, Fabales, Fabaceae. Gene Ontology annotation, cellular component: Swr1 complex. The transcript is spliced from 15 exons. The record is from RefSeq and is a predicted model, not a curated record. Bases 83 to 1417 code for a protein of 444 amino acids.